AAUAGAUAUACUUAGUUAAAAACAAUGAUUCUGCUUUACUGGGGUUAGAAAGAGUUUUUUGAAUACAUUUUCUUGAAGACUGUGGUUUGGCAUUUUUUUCAAACAUUACUAUAAAAAAAGAAAAGAAAAUUGGCAUUGAACUAUAUCCGUGAUUUAGAUUUUGUAGCUGUGAAGAUUUAUUUGUGUCAGCUAAUUUACAAUUUUACGUUCUGGAUCUCAGGAGUCUUUAGAAGUGGUGCCAGAGUUUCUAGCACAAUGGAUCAAAAUAACCUAAAGAACUUUUUACAACUGUUGAUCAGGAAACAACAGGAGGAGACAGCACGACAGAAGGCUAGAGAUUCCAUUCAAAUGAAAGAAAUUGAAAAGAUAACUUGUCUGUUACAAUCGACUUUGCCUGUAACUCAAGAGUCAAGCUCUAUUCCUCUGACUAAGAUGACUCCUCAAGAUGACCCUGCUGCCUUUCUGAAAACAUUUGAGCGAUUAGCAAGACAUAAUCAUUGGCCUGAGGAGACGUGGGCGCUAAGGUUAGCCCCACUUCUGUGCGGUGAAGCCCAGUUGGCCUAUGCUGGUUUGGCUGACACAGAUGCACUGACCUAUGCUAAAGUCAAAGAAACCAUUCUACGCCACUUCAAAACGGCUUCUGAUUUAUAUCGGCAGGAAUUUCGUUCACUAAAGAUGCUACCUGGGGCUUGCCCUCGCUUUGUUGCUCAGAGGCUAAAUGAUUUAGCAAAUCUGUGGCUUAAGCCAGUGGAAACAGAAAAAAUGAAAUUAUUUGACAAAGUUGUAUUGGAACAAUUUCUGAAUAUUUUACCAAAAGAAACACAGGAAUGGGUGAAAAUGUUACAGCCUGAAGACCUUGAAUCAGCAGUUAUAUACACUGAGUCAUUUGCUGAAGGCACAGAAAGUGUUUCUGAAUCAACAGGACAAGUGGCCAGUGAGCCCAGGAUGAGCCCAGCAUCUUCACAUAUGGCUGGAUAUGUUUUGCCUGCUGCAAAAAUAGCAUCUAGCAUUGGAACUGCUCCACCCAGACAGCGAGAGCAAAUAGUUCCUCCAUAUCUUUGUGAUGAGAAUAUAAACACAGUUAGAGCUGGUGCAGAUGGUGUCCAGAUGAAUCUCUCAUUACAAUGGAAAGGUAAAAAGAAAUGUAAUGAAGAUCAUGCAUUUAUUCCCAGAAAAAGGUAUCGACCUGAGAAUGAUGAACAAUUUCAGAAGUAUUAUAACAUGGAAGAGAAAUCGCGAAUUGUUAUAACUAAGAUGCAUGAAAAACUGCAGUAUUUGUUCAACAAUGAGGAGAAUGAAACUGCCUUUGUAUCAGAAUUAAAAGAAAAGAUCACAAAUUUAAAACAAAAACAUCUUUAUGAGGAAAUGUUCAUUGGAAUAUUUGGCAAGACAGGAACUGGAAAGAGUUCACUGAUAAAUGCUCUUCUAAAUGAAAAAACCUUACUGCCUACAUCAUCAAGAAAAGCUUGCACUUCUUGCAUUAUCCAAGUGCAAGUUCAUGAAAACAACCGCCUCGUGUACAAAGCUGAGAUCGAAUUCAUCAGUAAAGAGGAAUGGGAGGAAGAGCUGAAAGAACUCAUAGAGAACUGUAAACAAGACCAUAAUGAGGAUAGCAGUUAUACAGAGGAUGGACAGGAGGCUGAGAGUGAACUUGCAAAAGAAAAAAUUAUGGCUGUUUAUGGAAAAGACGGAUUAAAUAAAAGUUUUUUUGAGCUGGCAAACUUGAAAAUUCUCGACACUUUAAAGGGUAGCAAAGUAUUUUUUUCAAAAACUGGCUCAGAGUUGUCUGAGAAGAUUAAUCAAUAUAUAAGGAGUGAAUCAGAUGAUGAAACCUCCCGUUCUUAUUGGCCCCUGGUGAAAGUUGUUAAACUUCAUGUACCAAAAGCCUGUGGAUUGCCAGAUCAAGUGGUAUUGGUUGAUAUACCAGGAACUGGAGAUUCUAAUAAAGACAGAAAUAAAAUGUGGAAGGAGUAUAUCAGCAAGUGUAAUUCUAUUUGGAUUGUUACGGAUAUCACAAGAGCAGAAUCUGACAGAAAUGCAUUAGAAAUCCUGAAUACUGGACUGAGAGGAAUUGCUGGUGGAGGAGAGUGCCAAAAUAUAACCUAUAUAUGCACCAAAACUGAUGAAAUAGGCAUUCAAAUGGGCAUUCAGAGUGGUCACAAAACACAACGGAUUUCAGGACAUGCAGAACCAGAUGAUGACAGCAAAUUGAAAAGAGAUACAAUACUUAUGAGAAAUACUAAAGUCAAAGAGAAGAUUAAUGAUAAAUGCAACAAAAUAGUAAAAGGCUGUACUGCUGUAAGAAAAUUAGGAAGCGAUGAAGAUGACAAUGAAGAGAGGGUUAUCAAUGAAAGCGAUCAUAAUACAGAUUCAGAAAUUGAUAUUGGAAAAGAAGACAUGCAUGUUGACAAAAAUAUGGACUCUGGAACCUCUGAAGAAUAUGAUGAAAGUGAUGACUAUUCAUUCAUAUCUAAGUGCUGCAAAGCUCCUUGUUUUGUUUCUUUGAGCUCGGCAUUUUCAGCAGGCACUGAGUUUGAUUAG
Messenger RNA from Polypterus senegalus (gray bichir), 2541 nucleotides. RefSeq lists its product as uncharacterized. The transcript has 12 exons. Gene Ontology annotation, molecular function: GTPase activity. Lineage: Eukaryota; Metazoa; Chordata; Cladistia; Polypteriformes; Polypteridae. The record is from RefSeq and is a predicted model, not a curated record. Bases 256 to 2541 code for a protein of 761 amino acids.